GGGUGAUGUUAGAGGUAACACCGGGACUCAGGUCGGAGCUUUAAUUGUCUUUUAACCAACAGUGAGACAGAACAUCAUGAUUUUUUUAAUGGUCAUCCAUCUUCAGCUGGAGAUGCUUGCAGCCACAGGUGCAGCCCUGGACCCGUGUUCUGCCUACAUCAGCCUGAACGAACCCUGGAGGAACACGGAUUUUUCUGUAAACCAGUCGUCCAGCGGGCCCCUGUGUGACAGCCACAUGUCUGGGGAGUGGUACCGCUUCACCGGCAUGGCCGGGGAUGCCAUGCCCACCUUCUGCAUCCCUGAGAAUCACUGUGGAACACAUGCACCCAUUUGGCUGAACGGCAGCCACCCGCAGCUCCACGAGGGCACCGUCACCCUGCCCGUGUGUGCCACUUUCAACAACAACUGCUGCCAGUGGAACACCAGCGCCGACGUGAAAGCCUGUCCUGGAGGAUACUUUGUGUACCGCCUGCUCAGACCCUCUGUCUGCUUCCAUGUUUACUGUGGCCAUUUCUACGACAUCUGUGAUGAGGUUGAAUGCAUGGGUCCCAGAUGUCCCGAUGUGCCUGAAUGCCGCUGUGGUCCUGGAACGGUCCUGGGUCCAGACAGACAAACAUGUCUGGAUGUAAAUGAAUGUGAUAAAGACAAUGGCGGCUGUGCAGAGGUGUGUGUGAACACCAAAGGCUCCAGGCGUUGUGAGUGCGGGCGGGGUCGGACUCUGGGUGAAGAUGGACACAACUGUAGAGAGACUGCAGGUUGUCACGUCAACAACGGAGGCUGUAGCCAUGGCUGCUCCUCGCUGCAGGACUCCUAUCAGUGCUUCUGUCCCAGAGGGCUGGAGCUGGGAGAGGAUAAACACACUUGCCAGGUACCAGUCCAGUGUGAUCCCAGCUCCAUCACAGUGUCUGUUCCCAAAGACCUAGUAGGCGGACUAGAGCUUUUUCUGUCCAACACGUCUUGCCGAGGCAUCUCCAACGGCACACACAUCAACCUCAGAUUCAGCCUAAAGACCUGCGGUACAGUUGUGGAGGUGACAGGUAACAAGAUUGUGGGGACCAAUCUGGUGACAGGCCUGCCCAGGAGCAGCCCAGGCAGCAGCAAGGAUGUCAUUGUCCGGACCAGCAAGUUGGUGCUCCCAGUGACCUGCGAGUUCCCCAGAGAGUACCAGGUGUCGGACGGAUACCAGGCGAGCCUACGCAACUCUGCCUUGGAGCUGGCAAGUCACAGCGAAGGAGUGUUCCGGUUCAACCUGGAGCUCUUCAAGAAUGCAGAGUUCUCCGAGUCCUACCACGCCCCGCCACAGCUACGCCUUCAUGACUCCCUGUUCUUUGGGGUGGAGCCAAAAGAAAGAGUGGAGGGCCUUUCUACCUUGGUGGAGAGCUGCUUCGCAACUCCAGGACCCAAAGCCGACCAGGCUCUCAAGUAUUUUCUCAUCAAAGAUGGAUGCAUCUCAGAUGAAACAAUGACACAGUAUUCAUCAAAAGACCAGCUUUCCAAGCACUUCCAGGUCCCUGUCUUCAAGUUCAUUGGCAAAGACAAUCGACAAGUGUUCCUCCACUGCCAGGUGUUAGUAUGUGGGGCAGGAGACACUCGCUGUGCCCAGCGCUGCCGCGGACGUGUCCGACGGGACGUUUGGACGCAGGAAUCUCCGGAGCAGCACACUCUGAGCACAGGCCCCAUCUAUAUUCUGCCCUAG
Nothobranchius furzeri (turquoise killifish) is the source of this 1696-nucleotide messenger RNA. RefSeq names its product oncoprotein induced transcript 3 (gene oit3). Lineage: Eukaryota; Metazoa; Chordata; Actinopteri; Cyprinodontiformes; Nothobranchiidae. Gene Ontology annotation, molecular function: calcium ion binding. The record is from RefSeq and is a predicted model, not a curated record.